Messenger RNA from Argentina anserina (silverweed cinquefoil), 2082 nucleotides. Its product is annotated as EH domain-containing protein 1. The record is from RefSeq and is a predicted model, not a curated record. The transcript is spliced from 16 exons. Gene Ontology annotation, molecular function: GTP binding; calcium ion binding; protein binding. NCBI's taxonomy places the organism in Eukaryota, Viridiplantae, Streptophyta, Magnoliopsida, Rosales, Rosaceae. Gene Ontology annotation, biological process: endosomal transport; endocytosis. Gene Ontology annotation, cellular component: cytoplasm; plasma membrane; intracellular membrane-bounded organelle. The coding region runs from base 135 to 1769 and encodes 544 amino acids.
CAAAACGACGCCGCAUUUCCUCCCCGUCGGUGUCAAAAGCACCGACCUGGAGUAGAAACAAAACAAUACAAACCCUCCCCAUGAAUUGUUCUGCUUCUCUUUUUUGAAUUCAAAUCCAGAAAAUCGGAAGUUCCAUGGAAAUUUCCUCAGUGCCGAUCAGUUCAUGCUCCAAAGAGCACCAGAGAAUCUACCGGGAGUGGUUUCAGUUCGCCGAUUCAGAUAAUGAUGGCCGCAUUACGGGGAGUGAUGCUAUCAAGUUCUUCGGCAUGUCCAAUCUGUCCAGGCAAGAUCUCAAGCAGGUUUGGGCGAUCACCGAUUCAAAGAGGCAGGGAUUUCUCGGUUUCACUGAGUUCAUUGCUGCUAUGCAGCUAGUUUCUCUUGCGCAGGCUGGACAUCAGAUUACAAAUGAUCUUUUGAAUAGAAAUGCCUUGGAAAGCUUGAAUCCUCCUGUCAUGGAGGGGUUGGAUGUGUUAUUAGUGAAAAAAAAACGUUCGAACAAGACAAAUGAGAACGAACUGAAUGAUGCUCCUGUGGUGCAACAAUCACCUUCAGCACAUUGGUUUUCUUCAAAAUCAUCCAAAAAGGUUCCGCUCUCUGCUGUAACAUCAAUUGUAGAUGGUUUGAAGAGAUUAUAUAUCCAGAAACUGAAGCCAUUAGAAGUUAUUUACAAGUUUAAUGAUUUUGUCUCCCCCUUACUGACAAACAGUGAUUUUGAUGCCAAACCCAUGGUUAUGCUCUUGGGUCAAUAUUCCACUGGAAAAACAACAUUUAUUAAACAUUUGCUUAAAUCUAGUUAUCCAGGAGCUCACAUUGGUCCAGAGCCUACAACAGAUAGAUUUGUUGUUGUUAUGUCUGGACCUGAUGAAAGAAGUGUUCCUGGGAAUACAAUUGCAGUGCAAGCCGACAUGCCAUUUAGUGGUCUCACUUCUUUCGGAACAGCAUUCUUGUCCAAGUUCGAAUGUUCCCAAAUGCCACAUUCUUUGUUGGAGCACAUCACAUUUGUGGAUACUCCUGGUGUUUUAUCUGGGGAGAAGCAACGAACACAACGAGCUUACGAUUUUACUGGAGUGACUUCAUGGUUUGCUGCAAAGUGUGACCUCAUUUUGCUUUUGUUUGAUCCUCACAAGCUUGAUGUGAGUGAUGAGUUCAAGCGUGUGAUAUCAUCUCUACGUGGUCAUGACGAUAAGAUCCGUGUUGUACUCAAUAAGGCAGAUCAAAUUGAUACUCAACAAUUGAUGAGGGUUUAUGGAGCAUUGAUGUGGUCCCUCGGAAAGGUUCUGAAUACUCCUGAGGUCAUGCGAGUCUACAUUGGAUCAUUUAAUGACAAACCUGUCAAUGAGGCUGCUUCUGGUCCAAUAGGGAAGGAACUCUUUGAGAGAGAACAAGAGGAUCUUCUUGCCGACUUAAAGGAUAUUCCUAAGAAGUCGUGUGAUCGCCGGAUCAAUGAAUUUGUCAAGCGUGCUAGAGCUGCCAAGAUACAUGCUUACAUUAUUAGCCAUUUGAGAAAAGAGAUGCCUGCUUUGAUCGGGAAAGCUAAGACCCAACAGAAACUAACGGAUAAUCUGGAAGAUGAGUUUAAAAAGGUUCAAAGGGAAUUUCAUCUACCUCCAGGAGAUUUUCCAAAUGUUGAACAAUUCAGGGAGACCUUAAGUGGUUACAGCUUUGACAAUUUUGAGAAGCUGAAACCUAGUAUGAUUAAGGCAGUUGAUGACAUGCUGGGUUAUGAUAUCCCAGAGCUUUUGAAGAAUUUCAGAAAUCCUUACGACUAAUGGUGCCGGAAUCUUAAAGAAAGUAUUUUGAAGUACCUACUGUUGAAAGGAGAGUUUGCUCUUCUUGAGCACCUUGGUUACCGCUGUAAUGUAAUAUGAUUCGGGCCUUCUGCCCUUAUUGUAGUCUUUCCCGAGUUUAAAAAUAGAUGUUAUUGUAGAAUAUUCAUAGGCUUUGUAUGUUGUAAUGCCAAUUUUUGCUUUCGGUGGAUUACUGAGGGGCAGUAAAAAGCUGGGAUUUGAAAGAGAGAUGACAAUGUAACACCAAAAAUUGUUGUUCCUACAAUUAUUACAUACUCCAAUUUAUCAUACCGAA